AUGUUGUCUAGAGUUGCAAGAAAUAGUCUCAGGGGAGUAUCUUUACCCAAGAACAUUGUUGGAAUUUCUCGAAUUGUUGCAAUUCCAAGAAACUAUGCCACCUCAUCUUCCACUGACAACGGAGCAACAGAAGUUUUCACCAAGUUAUCAGACUCAAAUGACCCCAAAAGGACGCCCUUUUUCCAAUACAGCUGGGGUUCAUGGUUGAAAGAUGACAAGUUGAUGAAGAAGCAGCGUGAAACUGUUUUUUCAAUUGAAGGGUUGACUACAUCGCUCAAUGAUUUGGAUAAAUUGAGAGAUGAUUCGGGCCAAUUGGCUGCACCAAAGGAAAAUAAGGGAUCUUUUGUAUUGCAGCAUAACUUGACAGAUGAUCUAGUUGGACCCAAAUCCGGCAAACUUCUUGUUAAAUCAAUUGCAUCGAUUCACGAAGGAAAACAUCAUAGAGUGUACAAAGUGACAUUGUCGACUGGUAAGGAGUUAGUAUUGAGAAUCCCAUACAAGAUUGACUCAGAUGCAGCAAUUGCUUCCAAAAUCAAAAGUGAGGUUGCAACUUUGGAUUUCUUGGAUUUGAAAUUGAACUUGAAUGUCCCCAAAGUCGUUGCAUAUGGUCUGGAUUCCAAGAACGAAGUUGGGUCUCCAUUCAUCUUGCAAGAAUUUAUUGGCGGCGAUUUAUUGAUGAAAAAAUGGCACCCAUUGGAUCCUGAUUCCAAGGAAACAGAGAACCAAUUGAAACAAGUCAUUGACCCAAUUGCCAAAUUCCAAGAUGAUAUUCUCGGAAUAACAUUCAACAAGUUUGGUUCGUUGUACUUUUACAAUGAUGUUUCACCCACAUUACAAGCAGAUGAACCAUAUAACGAUGAAAAAGAUGGAAAGUUGUUGAAACGAUGGAGGAUCGGACCAAGUGUGGAGAAGCAAUUUACCAAGAACAAGAACAAGCUAUCACAAAAGACAAUCGACCAGUAUAAUGGACCUUGGGAUGCUGCCAAUCCAGUACAAGUUAUGGAAUCAGUGGCUGAUAUUGAGUUGGAAAAUGCCAAGAACAAGCUUGCAAUUGUUGAUGCUGAUGCUGGUGACGUCUCCGACAAGCAACUUUUACAAGAUCAAAUCACCACGUUUGAGCAUUUGAAAGCUAUCACGCCAAAAUUGUUGAAUCCUCACUCAAAAUCCAUCAUGAAUGUCGAGAAAUUGUUUGAACCGAAAUUGUUUGUGCCAGAUUUAGAUCCAUUAAACGUAAUUGAAUCGAAAAAUGGAAACUACUUUAUUGAUUUUGAAAAUACAACAAUAAAACCAUUCAUCUUAACUAGCUAUCCAAACUUUGUUGCAUACCAUGGAGCCAAAGUUUACAAUUUGGAAGAGGAUAUUGCUGGGUUUGCUGAGAUGGAUCCUGCAGAAAAGCAGCAGUAUGAGUUUAUGUACUACAAGACCAGAAACGAGAGGCUUUGGGAAGUUGAAUUGAACAAACGCAGACACGACUUGAUUGCAGUUGCAUCGCCACACUUGAAAGUCUUGAAAUCACCAUACUUGCAAGCGCUUGAUUUGAAAACCCCAAAAGAUUAUCUCUAUGUUGAGGGUUCAAUUGUCCAAUUACAAGCUAUGUGGGACGCUUACGUUGCAAAUGAGCUCGUCAAUCAGGACAAGAAUGAUCUGGUAUUCCCCAUAAAGUAUGAUGAGGAGUUCUUGGACAAGCAUCAACAGGACUUGAGUGAUUACCAAAUGGAAACAGUUUCAAGUCCAUUCAGUGCUACUGGUGGUUGGAUCCCUCAAGACAUGUUUGACACAUUAAGGAGCCAGGGAAUCAUUGUUGAAACUGGCAACGGGGAUUAUAAGAUUGAAACCGAUAAGGUGUUGGAGAAUUCGCCAACAGAGGAGAAUGCGUGA
Lodderomyces theae is the source of this 1878-nucleotide messenger RNA. RefSeq lists its product as uncharacterized. Gene Ontology annotation, cellular component: mitochondrion. The coding region runs from base 1 to 1878 and encodes 625 amino acids. The record is from RefSeq and is a predicted model, not a curated record. The transcript has a single exon. Lineage: Eukaryota; Fungi; Ascomycota; Pichiomycetes; Serinales; Debaryomycetaceae.